This is a messenger RNA of Penicillium robsamsonii, 1914 nucleotides long. Its product is annotated as fungal specific transcription factor domain-containing protein. Lineage: Eukaryota; Fungi; Ascomycota; Eurotiomycetes; Eurotiales; Aspergillaceae. The record is from RefSeq and is a predicted model, not a curated record. The transcript is spliced from 7 exons. Bases 1 to 1914 code for a protein of 637 amino acids. Gene Ontology annotation, biological process: DNA-templated transcription; regulation of DNA-templated transcription. Gene Ontology annotation, molecular function: DNA-binding transcription factor activity, RNA polymerase II-specific; zinc ion binding; DNA binding.
AUGCCGCGCAGCAGUCCAGUUAAAGUCGCCUGUUGUCUGUGUCAUGACCGGCGUGUCAAAUGCGAUCGUAGUGAAGGCGUCGCGUGUUCUAACUGCCGGAACGCCCGGCGCCAAUGCGAGCUGAUUAUAUCUCGCCGUGGACGGAAACGAAAGCUUCCUAUCCUACCCACUGAAGCAGGCUCAAGCAGGGGUCUUCCAGAGACCUCUCGCAAUGUGCCGUCUGAAGGAGUGACUAGUUCAAACCCACUGGCCACGCAUGCUCAAGACGAUAGAGAUAAGCCACAACAAGAGCCAUGUUUCCCAGCUCUUGGACCAAGCGGUAAAACGCCGUAUGUUGGAGACUCCUCUAAUCUUAACUACUUGGUUCAACAAUUUGGGAAUCCCUUCGGGGUUUCCACGGAUGUACGCCCACUUCAGGAUCACCUCCACGGGUCAAUGUUAGCCAGGUUGGGCAGCUCGACGACGUCGAAGAUUGAAGAAAUGCGUACAUCUACUACUGAGCGUCUCAAGUACCAAGGGGCUUUUGACCUCCCAUCACAAGAGACCAGUCAGGCCCUUCUCGACGCUUACUUCCACUUUUCACUUGCUGCACUGCCUAUUAUUGAUGAGUCAAGGUUUCUUGUCACUCUCGAGGAAGGUAAAUGCUCACACUUGCUCUUAAAUGCCAUUUACCUUGCUGCUACUAUAUAUUGUUCGGAUUCCGUCAUUGCCAAUGCCGGAUUUGUGUCCCGAUACGCUGCCAGCCUCACCUUUUACCAAAGAGCCAAAUCUCUUUAUGAUGCUGGCUAUGAAACCGAUGCCAUUGUGACCAUUCAAGCCACCUUUCUUAUGUGCUAUUGGUGGAAUAGUAUUCUAGAGCACAAAGACCCUUGGUACUGGGUUGGUAUCUCUGUGGGAAUAGCACAGGCGUUAGGACUGCAUCAAGCGAAGUCAUACAUCCGUCUUGAAGAGAAAGAUCGAAAGCUAUGGCGAAGGUUGUGGUGGAUGGCCAUGGACAUAAAUCUCUCGAUGCUUCUCGAUCGUCCUCCACACGUACAAGGAAGACUUUGCAAUGUUUCCCCUCUAUCGGAAUCAGAUUUUGAACAAGUCAGUGGGUCUCAAGAGACAGACAAUGACUGUGAGGCAAAUACCUUUGCGAUAAAUGCUGUGCAACUAGCUCGGACAGUGGAUCAAUUCUUCACUCUUAAAUAUGACGAAGAUACAGGCCACUCACAAGAUAUCUGCUUAAAGCAAAUUUCCUUGUGCUAUUCAUCCCUUCCCCCAGAGUUCAGGUCUUUAUCGGCGAAUAGUAGCAAGUGGGCUAUAUUGACUCAUAUAUUAUACCAGGAAUACCGACUAGUCUUGCAUCGGAGCAACCCAAGAUUCUCUCCCAAUAUUGGACCAGACACGCCGACAUUUGAGAUAUGUACAGAGAUCUCCCAUAUGCUCGAAAUACUCGUGGCGAGUAAUCUUCUCUAUGCAGCCGCAGCCAGCAUAAUUGCACCCGUGCUAUCGGUGCUCCCAAUCUAUAUCGUUAACAUCCACAGAGGCGAUACUGGCGUCCAAAUGAUCUCACAGAAUCGCGCCCGUUUCUGCAUGCUGAUACUUGACAAGUUGCAAGAUCGGUUCCCAGUAGUUGCGGCCUUCUAUCCGAUUUAUGAAUCCCUGCUUAGGCGAUUCUCUACAGGUGUGCAGACACAAGAUGGUGAAAGGAUACCAGAGCAUCCGAUAGGAUCUGAGAUGCAGAAUGGACCGAGUCAACUUGAUCUUUGUGGGAUGAACUCCGCUGGAGGGUUAUUUGAUCAAGUUCCGCAAGAUGGCAUUGGAAUGGCGUUUCCUUUCUCGUUUCCUUUUGGGAACUUGUUUGAAGAUGUCUUUUUGAACUCGCCUUCUCAGUCUACGGCUUAUUGUGAGAAUGAUAUAUAUUAUCCCUAA